UGAGAGGGGAUUCAAGGUGAGUGCAGUCAGUCUCCAUAAUAGACGAGCGACGUUAACUCUCAAUUCAAAUGUCAACCCAAAGGAGACAUCCACUCGCGUAUACUCCAUCGACGGAUUUGAACCAUCCACUGUGGAACUUCUGAGGGAAUACCUCUAUACCGGAGACUACACCACAGAGAACGAGACGCGUGAUGACUACGGUACAUUUCUCUUCACUCUUUCUCUUUUGCUGUUCUCAGUCUGACCUCGGUGACCGUCCGGAAUAUUGGAAACAGAGCGAGUGAGCUGACUGAGACAGGGAUUGUUACUUUAAAAAACCACCCUAUUUUAUCCGAAGCACUGAUGCCCCACCUCCGUGUUGCUGCAAUUGCGGAUUACUUCGAUAUUCAACCGCUGCAGAAUCUCAUUCUCGUAAAGGUGGAUGAGGUCCUCAAGAUACCAUGGUCGUCCGAAGGCUUUGCAGAGGCCGUCAAUUUAGCCUUCGAGGUGAACGAUGAAACUCUUCGUAGCAAGAUGGCCACAAUUGUGUUCGAUCAUUUGGAGGACCUUCUUCAUCAAGAGUUCCCGGCCCGGUUCUUUGCAAACGACCUAUCAAGACGGGUGUUCCGCUUGACGCAGAAUAGAAAACGAGACAUGGAGGGCGAAAUCAAGGAAUUGUCGAACGAGAAGGUGGCCCUGCUCAAUCGGUUCGAACAGGCGGUGAUGGGGUACAAAUUGGCCGUUGUGUAUAAUGGCUAUGACUUUGUGUUGAAAGGCACUUGUCUCAAAUGUGGGCAGAUUAGGAAUUACAACAAGAGCGAGCUUGACUCCCCGCAUUGCGAGAGAUGUCAUUUGUGGUUGUCUUCGUGAAGUGUGAGGAUGCUAGGCACUCAGAUAACUCUUCCG
Molecule: messenger RNA, 885 nt
Organism: Aspergillus fijiensis CBS 313.89
Lineage: Eukaryota; Fungi; Ascomycota; Eurotiomycetes; Eurotiales; Aspergillaceae
Exons: 1
Coding region: 343-849 (168 amino acids)
Source: RefSeq, a predicted model, not a curated record